Messenger RNA from Prosopis cineraria, 1818 nucleotides. RefSeq lists its product as uncharacterized. The transcript has a single exon. NCBI's taxonomy places the organism in Eukaryota, Viridiplantae, Streptophyta, Magnoliopsida, Fabales, Fabaceae. The record is from RefSeq and is a predicted model, not a curated record. The coding region runs from base 578 to 1510 and encodes 310 amino acids.
UAGAGUUGGAAUUGGCUACUCUUACACAUUAAUAUAUGCUAUAAAUUUCACCAACACAUCGUCCUAUUGUCACAUUCCCUUAUUCUUCCUUUCCUUCUCUUUCGCCUUUACCUCUCUUUUCAGCCUCUACCUCGAGAAAUUUUCUCUCCUCAAAACUAACUUUCUUCCCCAUUCCUAUCUCUCUCUGUUCUCUUCCCAAAAAUUCUUUCAUCACUUUUCUUCUCAAAUCAACCAUUUUCGUCCCUGCAGACUCCAACCCUACUCAUCAAUCUCUCCCUCUCCAUUCACAAGCUUUGUUCGGUCAAAACCGUGCAUGUCAGCUCUGCAACUUACGAUUAAUUCAUCAAUCUUCUGAGGGAUGAUGAUGAACCCAGAAACCAACCAGAGAACUCAAGAAUAGCCUCUUGAGAAAACAGGAGAACAAAGGUGGCAUUUUUGUGAUGCAGUGUUAGCCCAGAGCGACACUGCUAUAUAUAUAACAAAUAUAUAUAGCUUUCAUUGAAAUCACCAUUGAUAUUGCUAUGUUAGUUAAUAUCUGAGGGGGGAAAUUGCUAUAGACACACACAAACACACACACAUGGCAUUCUAUCGUUCCUUCCGAGAACAGGUAGUGUCAUCAAGAUCACCAAUAGUGGACAGAAUCAUAGAAGAACCUGUGCCGAGCAAAUCUGCUCAAAGCACUGUCACGAGCAUUUAUCAAGUCAACAUGGUGGGAUAUUGGAGAAACUUGACGAUAUUAUGGACUAAAAAUUACAUGAACCAUUCAUUACACCUAACAGUUGAUGGAUUGGGAGGUGAGAUUCAGUACAACUGCAAGAUUGACGUGAAGCCAUGGCACUUCUGGAGCAAGAAAGGCUACAAGUCAUUCAUUGUCGACGGCCAUCAAGUGGAAGUUUACUGGGACCUCCGGUCUGCCAAGUUCUCCAGCAGCCCAGAGCCGAGCAGUGACUACUAUGUCGCACUGGUGUCCGACGAAGAGAUUGUCUUGUUAUUGGGAGACUACAAGAAGAAAGUCUACAAGAGAACGAAGGCAAAAUCUCCACUAACUGAUGCAGUCUUGGUGACAAAGAAGGAAAACGUGUUCGCCAAGAAAAGUUUCUCAACGAAAGCGUGCUUCGACGAGAGUGGUAGAGACAGUGACAUAGUGGUGGAGAGUUCGAAUUCCGGGCAGAACAAAGACCCAGAAAUGUGGGUGAGCAUUGAUGGGAUAGUGAUGAUUCAUGUGAGAAACUUGCAAUGGAAGUUUCGAGGGAAUCAGACAGUUAUUGUGAAUAAACAACCCGUGCAAGUGUUGUGGGACGUUCAUGAUUGGUUGUUCAGUGAGAGUGGUCCAGGUGGGGCUGGUCUGUUCAUAUUCAAGCCAGGACCUUUAGAACCAGACAGUGAAAGAGAAGGCAGUGCAUUAUCUGGUUGUGAGAGUGAUGAUGGUAGUGGGUUUUAUUCUACCAGAAGUCAAGCUACGACCAACUUUGAUUUUUGUCUGAUUCUCUCUGCUUAUAAAAUUGAGUAGUGACGAAUUGUAUUAAUUCAUUAAGGGAGGAGACCUAUGAGCGAAGAAACACUGUUGCUGAGAUAGAUAUGAGAUACGCUUGAUACUACUUUGUUUUUGAAGUAAUAUUGGUGUUUCGUCAAUAAAAAAUGAGCCAAAAAAAAGAGGGUAAAGUUAGAGAUGCAUUAAUACGAGAAUUAUGGAGUCAAGUGUUAUUGUGAAGAAUAUGAAUUGCUCAUGUAAAGCCUGCCUGAUUGAUUGAAACCAGAUAAUUUUGUGGGAGGUUUCAUCUUUUUUCUUUCUCAUGCCGGUUCUUUCUUACUUACUCG